CCAGCGCCGCACCCCCUGCCCUGGCCGGAGCCGGGCAGCCCAUGGCGUUCUCUCCCGUGGCCCUGGACUCGGAGGCGUCGCCGGAGCCGAGCGGUAGUGGGAACCCCGGCGAGGAGGCGGAUGGAGGGCUAGAGCUGAUAGCGCGGCUGGGCGAGAGGCCGGUGCCGGGGAGCCGCCUGAAGGAAGUGGUGGGUGCGUCUUUGGCGUCGCUGUGCCUCGGCCCCCUCGCCGGACCGCAGCGCCUCGGGACCCUCGUGGAUUGCCUGGUGCUGAACUACCGCUUGCGGCUGGGGCUGAGUUGGGGCCGGGACCGUGGGGCCGCGGCCGAAGGGCCGCUGCGCUGCUGCGGUUGCGGCAGGUUCCUGAGCGAGCCGGUCACCGUCCCGUGCGGGCACACCUACUGCCGCCGCUGUCUCCGGAGGGAGCUCCGGGCCCGCUGCCGCCGUUGUCGGGACUGGCUGUUGCCGGCGGGGAGCACCGGCGCGGCCGCCGCCCCGCUGCGGACCAGCGUCGUCCUUAGCCAACUGGCCGAGAAGUGGUUCCCGAGCGAGUGCGAGAGAGCGAGGACCGGGUCUCGGCUGGAGGAGCUGCUGGCCCAGGGCCGCUUCCGAGAGGCGCUGGGCGCCGCCAGCCAGGCUCUGCGAACAGAUGCCAGUGACUUGAUGCUGAGAAUUUACCGAGCUGAGUGCUAUGUUGGCCUACAAGAGCAUAAAACAGCCAUAGAAGAGCUAAAUGUUGUUAUUUCUAAAAUGCCAAACUGGCCAGAGGUCUACUUCCGGAAAGGAAAAGUGCUGCAAGACUCUGGCUUUGUAGGUGAUGCCUUACAGUUGUUUCUCCAGUGCUUAGCCCUUGAUGAGGAUUUCCUUCCAGCCAGAAAAGAAGUAGAAAGGACACUGUGUGAUGUGCUGUCUCCAGAGAAGUUAGGAGAGAGCCUGAAGGAGUCUGCUUGGAGCUCACCACACAUUCGCAGUAAACCCUCUGUGCUUGCCUCUGAGGAGAUGGAGUCUUACUGCAGCUUAAAGCUUUGUCCUGAGCAGGCUCUAGGAGGGGCAGGAGAACUGGAGCCUAUCAGCGGAAGCCUAAGUCGUGCACAGUCUGCCCAUGCUCUUAACUCAACAAAAGCCCUCACCAAGGAAGAUGGCUUAAAAAGAGUGUCUUCUGAGCCCCUUCUCUCUGGCCAGGAAAAAGGGGCUUUCUUGAAAAGAAAGCUUUCCUUCUCUGAGCAGGACACAGUUGUGUGUGAAGAUGGAGGCAACAAACACAAAAAGCAAGGAGAAAGCACAAAAAGGGACAGGACACUGGAUUUUGGAACAGUCCCAGGGGAUCUGAUUGAUGUGUCAGAUUUUGAGUGCUCUCUAUGUAUGAGGCUGUUCUUUGAGCCAGUGACAACCCCCUGUGGACACACGUUCUGCAAAGGCUGCUUGGAACGCUGCUUAGACCACGCUCCUCAUUGUCCGCUCUGUAAGGAGAGCUUGAAAGAGUACCUUGCAAGCAGAAAAUACAGCAUCACAGAACUGCUGGAGGAGUUAAUCAUGAAAUAUUUGUCUGCUGAAUUGUGUGAGAGAAAAAGAAUUCAUGCUGAAGAAACUGCUGAACACUCAAACUUGACCAAGAAUGUCCCCAUGUUUGUUUGCACUAUGGCAUAUCCUACUGUGCCUUGCCCUCUGCACGUCUUCGAGCCGAGAUACCGCCUGAUGAUCCGCAGGAGCAUGGAGACUGGCACCAGGCAGUUUGGGAUGUGUAUCAGUGAUCCCCAGAAUGGUUUUGCAGAUUAUGGAUGCAUGCUGCAGAUCAGGAAUGUUCAUUUCCUCCCUGAUGGACGCUCCGUGGUCGAUACAGUUGGUGGGAAGAGAUUCAGAGUUCUCCAGAGGGGGAUGAAAGAUGGGUACUGCACUGCAGACAUUGAGUAUUUGGAAGAUGUGAAGGUUUCUGAUGAAGAAGAACUGAAGGAGCUGAGAGAACUUCACAACUUGGUUUACAAUCAGGCCUGCAGCUGGUUCCAAAACUUAAGAAACAAAUUCCGCACUCAGAUCCUCCAACACUUUGGGCCGAUGCCUGACAGGGAGGAGAACAUACAGGCAAUGCCCAACGGUCCUGCGUGGUGCUGGUGGCUCCUGGCUGUCCUGCCAGUGGACCCCAGGUACCAGCUGUCGGUUCUCUCCAUGAUGUCUCUGAGGGAGCGGCUGAUAAAGAUCCAGCACAUCCUCACCUACUUCUCCAGAGACCAGUCCAAGUGACUACCCGCCCGGGGCUUCCACCACACUUACCCACUGCUGGUUGUAGUAGCAGCUGCAGUGUUUGCUGCCUUUGCACAUCUGGGCUGAGCAGUGGAUGGAGCUGCGCUGUCUCUGCUGCCCUGCCGGCGCUGUGCCGCGGGGGGCUGUCGAACGCACACUGCUCGGCGCCGGGCACCGCCCGCAGGGCGCCAGGCCACCUGCAUCCUCCGCCGCCUUCCCUGCGUGACCAUUUGCACUACGUAGAAGAGACCCUUCUAGAGACUUGAUGGGUUUAGCCACUGACUUUUUGAAGCCGUGGGGGGUGCAGGGCUGAGGCCGACAGUCCGAGUUUACAACGCUGAGGAGCUGCUCGAGGUUUUGCAGACGUUUUUGCCUCGUACAACUGCUCUUUUGCUGUUUGCACAAGUACCUGAGACCUAGCAUUGAAUGUCCCUGCUGGAUGCGCCUGCUCCGGGGCGCUGACCUCCGGGGUGCCUGCCUGGCAGAAGAGGUGACACCAUGACCUGCUGGCUGACCAGAGAGACAGUCCUGAGGAGCAGAAGGUCCUUCUGUCUGAAAACACUUCAACUGUGAAUAUGGUUUACAUGCCGGGGCUGCGCGCGCCGCGGAGCGAGCGGAGAGCUGGAGCCUGCUGCCAGACUGAUUCCUCCCGGGCUGGCCAGGCUGGCUGUUCUUCCAGAGCACACCCCCAGCUUGCAGGGGCUGGAACAGUCCUUAGGGUGGGGUUGUGCAUCCAGGAUUUGAAAGCUUCCAGGUUUCAUCUGAACUUGCUCAGUUGGUGCAAAUGUGAGUUCUAUGCCUUACUCCCAGCAGUAGAGCAGGCUGCAGUGCAAGGUUAGCAUCCUGCUGCCAAUAGGUACCUUUUGUAAGGAGAGGUUUGCAGACUUGUGACCAUGUCUGGUACUGGCUUUCUGUAAAUCAUUUGUAAAGUGUUUCUUAAAUCUUGCUUUUGCUAAUAUAUUUAAUUUUCAAUAAAAGCUACCACUUUGUACUGUUUUUAACUUCA
Molecule: messenger RNA, 3243 nt
Organism: Pogoniulus pusillus (Red-fronted tinkerbird)
Lineage: Eukaryota; Metazoa; Chordata; Aves; Piciformes; Lybiidae
Gene: LONRF1
Product: LON peptidase N-terminal domain and ring finger 1
Exons: 12
Coding region: 42-2237 (731 amino acids)
Molecular function (GO): ubiquitin protein ligase activity; protein binding
Source: RefSeq, a predicted model, not a curated record